This is a messenger RNA of Octopus bimaculoides (California two-spot octopus), 2120 nucleotides long. RefSeq names its product flotillin-2. Gene Ontology annotation, cellular component: plasma membrane; cytoplasmic vesicle; flotillin complex. The record is from RefSeq and is a predicted model, not a curated record. Gene Ontology annotation, biological process: regulation of myoblast differentiation; protein localization to plasma membrane. Lineage: Eukaryota; Metazoa; Mollusca; Cephalopoda; Octopoda; Octopodidae. Gene Ontology annotation, molecular function: protease binding.
ACGUGAACUCCCAUGAUGCAACAGUGUUUAGCCUCAUUUACUGAGUAGUAACGUUAUCGAAAGUAGGCCAAAGCGAAGAGCGAAACCGUGACUGACAGAAGUUGGCAUUCCUUAUUCAUAUUCCCUCACGCUCACACACACACCUACACAUACAUACAUACACAGAUAUAUAUAUAUAUAUUAGACACAUACAUACGUAAAUAUAUAUACACGCUCGACCAGUGCGUGAUUUAAAUCAGAUCGAAAGGUAACAUUACCAACAUAAGAAGACAAGGAGGGCAGCAAGGCGACCAAUUACCAUCCCCGCUCUCUGCUUUCUCUACAUACAUUAAUUUUACGUUAAUUGACUUUAUACACACGUAUAUAGUCGUUUAGCGGUAAGUCGAAACCUUCAGCCCCAGUUAUACGUCCAACGGAAGAAAGAAAAGGAAGGAAAAAUUCAAAAGAAUAAGGAAAGUAAAGCUUCAUCGUUACGAUCGUUAAGAACAAUAAUAUUAUUAUAUCCGUCCGUCGCCUCUAUAUUUUGUGUGGGUAGAUCUAGAUAUCUAUAUAUACACACACACACUAUAUAUAUAUAUAUAUAUAUUAUAUCUCUGUGUGUGAUUUAAAUUUUAUCUACUGAAGAAAAAUGGGAAAUAUUCAUACAGCCGGACCGGACGAAGCUCUCGUCAUCUCUGGUGGAUGUUGGGGUCCAGAGAGCAAGAAAACCAUUGUUGGAAACUGGGGCUGGGCAUGGUGGCUCGUUACCGAUGUCCAAUGUAUUUCGUUGGAAGUCAUGACAUUGAACCCUGUAUGUGAAAGUGUGGAAACCCUAGAAGGUGUCCCAAUUACGGUGACAGGGGUUGCACAAUGCAAGAUUAUGAAAGAGAAGGACCUGUUAAAUCGGGCUUGUGAGCAAUUCCUUGGCAAAUCCAUCGACCACAUUGAAAGGGUUGUUUUACAGACAUUGGAAGGCCAUUUACGAGCUAUUCUUGGAACACUGAGUGUUGAAGCUAUAUACCAAGACCGAGACCAGUUUGCCAUGCUGGUGCGAGAAGUCGCUUCACCAGAUGUUGGAAGGAUGGGAAUUGAGAUUCUUAGUUUCACAAUCAAAGACAUAUAUGAUCAGGUGGAGUACUUAGCUUCUCUGGGUCGCACUCAGACAGCCAACGUGAAGAGAGAUGCAGAUAUUGGUGUGGCAGAAGCCGUAAGAGAUGCCGGAAUUAGGGAAGCAGAAUGUGAAAAAGUCGGAAUGGAUGCUAAAUAUGCUGCUGAUGCUAAAGUUGCCGAUGCAUCAAGAUUGUUCCAGAUGCAGAAGGCUGCUUUUGACAUGGAAGUGAACACAAAGAAGGCUGAGGCAGAGCUGGCGUACGAACUUCAAGGUGCCAAAGAGAAACAGAAGAUCAGAACUGAAGAGAUUGAGAUUGAUGUUGUCGAGCGUCGUAAACAGAUCGAUGUGGAGGAGAAGGAGGUGAUCAGGAAAGAGAAGGAACUGGUUGGUACCGUGAAACGCCCUGCCGAAGCUCAAGCUUUCAAAGUUGAAAUGCUAGCUGAAGGUCAAAGGUGCAAUACUGAAGAGUACCAUCGGUCGAUAACUGAUGAAGAAUUAUGGACUUUCUGCUUGUCUCCUGUUGCAGCCGAAGUCUCAGCUCCACUGUCGAAGACUGAAGAAAUUGUCCUGUUGGGAGAUGACAAGGCGUCGGGAGAGGUAUCACGUCUUAUCAGCCAACUGCCACCAGCUGUCAGUGCUCUGACUGGUGUCGAUAUAUCUAAGAAAUUCGGACUUUUAUCAGACCGAAUUCCGCUUCUUGCUCAAAAGUCUUAACAUUGUGUUGUAAACGGUCUUUUGACCCUGUUGCCAUGUGGUGCUUGGAAAGAUCCCUGGAGCACAACCGGCCACUGCCUGAAAAGCUGACAAUAUUUUUGCAAGCAUGCAACUAGUAUCAACCACAGUCUUAUAAAAUCCUGUGGCUUUGUGUGGGUGGGAGGGCCGGGUUGGUUUGUUUGGUGGCUAGUAUAUUAGGAGGGUGGGGGGUGCAAUGAUUGUAGCAUAACUGAGUGCAUGUGAGUGAGAGGCCAGCUGUGAGUAUGGUGGGGAAAGAGUGUCUGUGCAGUGUUUUUGUGUCAAGUAUAGAUGAGCU